AGUCGCAAGUCAUAACUCAUGAGGCAUGCGGAGUAACUAGUUCUUAAUCUGUGUGAGGCAUUCCGUUUCGAGUUUCGGUGGCGCAAUAACGUGCGCACUCGCAAAUAAAAUACAAAUAAUAAUAAUAAUAGAAAAACUUCAAAAUGUUCCCAUUACGUCGCGUCGGCAAUAAGAUUUUAGAACAAUGGCGGGCUCCUAUAACUGUGGUGGCAACAAAAUCUCAGAAAUACAGCACGGACACUCCUCGUCCCUUAACUAUGCUCACAGACGAUGAGUUAGCCAUGAAAGAAACGAUUCGAAAACUCGCUACGGAACAAAUCGCACCUCUAGUCAAGAAAAUGGAAGAUGAGCACAAAAUCGACGAAGGCAUUAGACAGAUGCUUUUUGACAAUGGCUUAAUGGGAAUCGAAACGCCAGCUGAAUACAACGGGUCAGGAUGUGGUUUCCUCACCAUGAUGUUAGUUGUCGAAGAACUGUCGAGAGUAGACCCGGCAGUUGCGGCCUAUGUGGAUAUCCACAACACCUUAGUCAACUCGCUGUUCAUGAAAAUCGGUACUGAGGAACAAAAGAAAAAAUACCUGACCAAACUAUGUACGGAGUAUGCGGGUAGUUUCUGCCUAACAGAACCGACGUCCGGUUCAGACGCUUUCUCGUUAAAGACUGUUGCCAAGAAGGACGGAAAGGAUUACGUCAUCAAUGGCUCCAAGAUGUGGAUCUCAAACUCUGAUGUGGCUGGUGUGUUCCUGGUCAUGGCAAAUGCUGAUCCUUCUAAGGGCUACAAAGGUAUCACGUGCUUCAUAGUGGAGCGCGAUACACCCGGCCUCAGUGUGGCCAAGCCGGAGAAUAAGCUCGGUAUACGCGCGUCCGGCACGUGCAUGGUGCAUUUCGAUAAUGUGAGGGUACCCGAAGAAAACAUCCUCGGAGAGUACGGGAAAGGUUACAAAUACGCAGCAGGUUUCCUCAACGAGGGUAGGAUAGGUAUCGCGGCGCAAAUGAUCGGCCUCUGCCAGGGCUGCAUGGACGCCACCAUCCCUUACACGCUGGAGAGGAAACAAUUCGGCAACCCCAUCUAUAAAUACCAGGGUAUCAGCUACCAAAUAGCGCAUUUGCAAACCGAACUCGAAGCGGCUCGCUUGCUCACUUACAACGCGGCGAGGCUCAAGGAACACGGCGUCGAGUUUGUUAAGGAGGCCGCCAUGGCCAAAUAUUAUGCGUCUGAAAUCGCUCAAACCCUAACAUCAAAAUGCAUAGACUUCAUGGGGGGUGUUGGCUUCACCAGAGAUUUCCCACAGGAGAAAUUCUUCAGGGACGCGAAAAUCGGCACCAUUUACGAAGGAACUAGCAACAUGCAACUACAAACAAUUGCAAAAUUAAUCGAAAAGGAAUACACGCAAUAAAAUUAAUCUUAUAGAACAAUUAUAUUUUUAUAUGGAAAUUGUUUAAAUGCAUU
Zerene cesonia (dogface butterfly) is the source of this 1450-nucleotide messenger RNA. It is a transcript of the gene Acade, whose product is annotated as short/branched chain specific acyl-CoA dehydrogenase, mitochondrial. Gene Ontology annotation, cellular component: mitochondrion. Bases 144 to 1397 code for a protein of 417 amino acids. Gene Ontology annotation, molecular function: flavin adenine dinucleotide binding; acyl-CoA dehydrogenase activity. The transcript has 9 exons. NCBI's taxonomy places the organism in Eukaryota, Metazoa, Arthropoda, Insecta, Lepidoptera, Pieridae. The record is from RefSeq and is a predicted model, not a curated record.